UGCAAAGUCUGACCUUGCUUGCAACGCUAUGAACUCUGUGGUUCAUUUGAAGAGCUGCCUGGCAGCUGGCUUGCUGCAGAACAAAGUGGCCCUCGUCACCGGCGGGGGCACGGGCAUCGGGAAGGCCAUCGCGACCGAGCUCCUACAUCUGGGAUGUAAUGUGGUCAUUGCGUCCCGUAAACUGGAGAGAUUAAAAUCUGCUGCAGAUGAGUUGAAGGCCAAUUUACCUGCCACCAGCCAGGCUCAGGUCACUCCUAUACAAUGCAACAUCCGUAAAGAAGAAGAGGUGAAUAAUUUGGUUAAGUCUACUUUAGAUAUUUAUGGUAAGAUUGAUUUCUUAGUAAACAAUGGAGGAGGUCAGUUCAUGGCUCUUGCAGAAGACAUCAGUUCGAAGGGAUGGAAUGCUGUGAUCGAAACUAAUCUGAUGGGCACCUUCUACAUGUGCAAAGCAGUUUACAAAUCCUGGAUGAAGAAACAUGGAGGGUCUAUUGUCAACAUCAUUGUCCUUACUAAAAAUGGAUUUCCAGGAGCUGUUCACUCUGGAGCUGCAAGAGAAGGUGUUUACAACCUCACGAAAUCCUUAGCUAUCGAAUGGGCUAGCAGUGGAGUGAGGAUCAACUGUGUUGCCCCUGGAGUAAUAUAUUCCCAGACUGCUUUUGACAAUUAUGGCCAUUUGGGAGCUGACCUAUUUGGAGGGUACUUUGAAAAUAUCCCUGCUAAACGAAUUGGAAUUCCGGAGGAGAUUUCUCCCUUGGUGUGCUUCCUACUCUCACCAGCAGCUUCCUUUAUCACUGGACAGUUGGUGGAUGUGGAUGGAGGCCAGUCCCUGUACAGUCAUUCAUUUCAGAUACCAGAUCAUGACAACUGGCCUGCAGGACCAGGGGACCUUUCAGUAGUGAAAAGGAUGAAGGAAGACUUUAAGCAGAAAGCCAAGCUCUAAGUCAAGGAAGCAAAUAUGUCACCAUAUGAGAAUGCGUUGCAUUUCUAUACUUUUUAAGAGUUUAUAAUUUGUAUGAAGAAAUCACUCUCUGAUUUUUAAGUAUUAUUGAAUAUGCCCGGGAUAAAUAUGUUUCUGCAAUCAAGUCCCAACUAAUUCACUUGAGAUUGAAAACAAUUUGAUAGAAGUGCAAAUUUAUUUGACUUAGUGGUCAUACUAUUUGUUUAUAAGAAAUAUCUUUGUUUAUUUUUCUGCCACACAUGGCAAUGCUUAGGCUCUCUGAUCUGGAAUUACUCCUGCAAUAUGUAAGGGUCUCCAUAGGAUGCUGGGGAUGCAAGCCCAAGUCAGCCAUAUGCAAGAAAAAUGCCUUAUGCUCUGUGCUAUCGCUCUGGCCCCUAAGAAAGAUAUUUGAAAAGUAAAGUAAUUUAAAUUAGUCAUAGAGAUAACUUGACCUCAGAGGGUUUUUAAUAUUUAAUUGUAAAGGCAGCAAGAAAUCUACAUGCUCAUGCUUCAACCCUGAAUUAUGCAAUGAUCUUACAUUUUUAUGCCCAAUAUUCUUGGAUUAAAAAGCUUUUUAGUAAUUA
Messenger RNA from Suncus etruscus (white-toothed pygmy shrew), 1521 nucleotides. RefSeq names its product peroxisomal trans-2-enoyl-CoA reductase-like. The transcript has 8 exons. Gene Ontology annotation, biological process: phytol metabolic process. The record is from RefSeq and is a predicted model, not a curated record. Gene Ontology annotation, cellular component: peroxisome. The coding region runs from base 29 to 940 and encodes 303 amino acids. Lineage: Eukaryota; Metazoa; Chordata; Mammalia; Eulipotyphla; Soricidae. Gene Ontology annotation, molecular function: trans-2-enoyl-CoA reductase (NADPH) activity.